AUGUCUCUGUCUAAGAAAUUGACUUUGGACAAACUGGACGUCAAAGGCAAGCGCGUCAUCAUGAGAGUGGACUUCAACGUUCCCAUGAAGAAGAACCACAUCACCAACAACCAGAGAAUCAAGGCGGUCAUCCCCAGCAUCAAGUACUGCCUGGACAAUGAAGCCAAGUCGGUGGUGCUGAUGAGCCACCUGGGCCGGCCCGAUGGCGUCCCCAUGCCCGACAAGUACUCCCUGGAGCCCGUGGCUGCCGAGCUGAAAUCCUUGCUGGGCAGGGACGUGAUGUUCCUCAAGGACUGUGUGGGCGCAGAAGUGGAGAAAGCCUGCGCCGACCCCGCCCCCGGGUCGGUCAUCCUGCUGGAGAACCUGCGCUUUCACCUGGAGGAGGAAGGCAAGGGCCAAGAUCCCUCUGGGAAUAAGCUCAAGGCCGAGCCCGACAAGAUCCAAGCCUUCCGAGAGUCCCUGUCCAAGCUAGGGGACGUGUACGUCAACGAUGCUUUCUGCACUACGCACAGGGCUCACAGCUCCGUGGUGGGAGUCAAUCUGCCCCACAAGGCAUCCGGAUUCCUCAUGAAGAAGGAGCUGGAGUACUUUGCCAGAGCCUUGGAAAACCCAGAGAGACCCUUUCUGGCUAUACUUGGGGGCGCCAAAAUGGCAGACAAGAUCCGGCUCAUCAAAAACAUGCUGGACAAGGUCAAUCAGAUGAUUAUUGGCGGCGGGAUGGCCUUUACCUUCCUGAAGGUACUCAACAACAUGGAGAUCGGUGCCUCCCUCUUUGACGAAGAGGGAGCCAAGAUUGUCAAGGAGAUCAUGGCCAAAGCAGAGAAGAAUGGUGUCAAGAUGACCUUUCCCGUGGACUUCAUCACGGCUGACAAGUUCGAUGAGAACGCCAACACUGGCACUGCCACCGUAGAAUCUGGCAUCCCCGCCGGUUGGAUGGGUAUGGACUGUGGCCCUGAGAGCAAUAAAACGAACGCUCAAGUCGUGUCCGAGGCCAAGCUCAUCUUUUGGAAUGGCCCUUUAGGAGUCUUUGAAUGGGAAGCCUUUGCCAAGGGAACCAAGGCCCUGAUGGAUGAAGUCGUGAAAGCCACGUCCAGGGGCUGCAUCACCAUUAUAGGGGGCGGGGACACUGCCACGUGCUGUGCCAAAUGGGACACUGAAGAUAAAGUCAGCCAUGUGAGCACAGGAGGGGGUGCCAGCCUGGAGCUGCUGGAAGGUAAAGCCCUCCCAGGAGUAGAGGCCCUCAGCAACCUGUAG
Molecule: messenger RNA, 1254 nt
Organism: Sciurus carolinensis (gray squirrel)
Lineage: Eukaryota; Metazoa; Chordata; Mammalia; Rodentia; Sciuridae
Product: phosphoglycerate kinase 2-like
Exons: 1
Coding region: 1-1254 (417 amino acids)
Biological process (GO): gluconeogenesis; glycolytic process
Cellular component (GO): cytosol; sperm fibrous sheath; extracellular exosome
Molecular function (GO): ADP binding; phosphoglycerate kinase activity; ATP binding
Source: RefSeq, a predicted model, not a curated record